AUGUGCUCUUAUUUGAAUCAGGGAACUCCCGCCUCCGUGGUAAAAGCUUCGUACUGGUUUCCAGAUGGAGAGACCAAGGAUCCCGCAACCUCGGCCCAAACCAUUCCGUCAAAUCUCUUCACUCACCUUUUCUGCGCCUUCGCCGAUCUCGACGCUACCACCCAUGAAGUUUUUGUCUCCCAAGCGCAUGAACUCAUAUUUUCCACCUUCACUGAAACCGUCAAGAAUCGAAAUAAAUACGUUCAGACCCUUUUGUCCAUCGGCGGAAGAAGUGCAAACAAUUCUGCGUUUGCGUCCAUGGCAAGUAAACAAGAGUCUCGUAAAUCGUUUAUUGAUUCUUGGAUUGCCAUCGCUAGAUCAAACGGAUUCCAUGGUCUCGAUUUAGCCUGGGAGUACCCGAACAAUGAUGCUGAGAUGAACGCAUUCGGGGACCUAAUUAAAGAUUUGCGAACAGCGGUUGACGCCGAUAGCAUACGCACUAACAAAACAGCUUUGCUGUUAACAGCUGUGGUUUACUACUCCUCUGUUUACAAGAUUUUUACCUACCCGGUUAAGAAAAUGAAAGAAAACUUGGAUUGGGUUAAUAUCAUAGCCUAUGAUUUUUACGAUCCGGUCUCGUAUUCCCAAUUUACCGCUCCAACCGCCGGCCUGCACGUUUCUCCUAACAACAUAGGUCCAACUCCAAGUGGCGACUCUGGUUUGAAACAGUGGAUUAAGGACGGACUUCCCGUGAGUAAAGCAGUAUUGGGAUUCACAUACGUUGGAUGGGCUUGGACUCUCCAAAACAACAACGAUACAGGUUAUAAUGCAUCUGCGGCCGGAGUAGCCAAAUAUAAGGACGUAUCUGAGGACGGUUCUAUAACCUAUGCUCAGAUAAUUAAGUUCAUAGGGGAUGAGGAUGCAACAUACGUUUAUGACUCCAACGUUGUCGGAAAUUAUUGUUCCGCCGAGAUGACUUGGAUUGGGUACGACGAUACUCAUAGUGUGGUUAAGAAAGUGGGAUACGCUAAACAGAACGGUCUGCUUGGUUACUUUGCCUGGAACGUUGGAGCUGACUAUAACACUAUUCUAUCUACGGCAGGUUCGUCUCUUUUUUCUUAUCAUCCAUCCAAAGCAUGGGGUAUCAUCGGAGGAGAUUCCACAUCGGAAAUUAAAGUGAAUGAAGAAAUGGAGCAAUAA
Molecule: messenger RNA, 1179 nt
Organism: Capsella rubella
Lineage: Eukaryota; Viridiplantae; Streptophyta; Magnoliopsida; Brassicales; Brassicaceae
Product: chitotriosidase-1
Exons: 3
Coding region: 1-1179 (392 amino acids)
Biological process (GO): carbohydrate metabolic process; chitin catabolic process
Cellular component (GO): extracellular region
Molecular function (GO): chitin binding; chitinase activity
Source: RefSeq, a predicted model, not a curated record